AGCCCAGGACUCCCAGCAGCUCUGAUUCUCUGCGGAUGCUUCCCCAAACACUGCUUUCAAGUGAAGAGCCUCUUUCUGUUAAGACAUAUUUUUGAUUUUGGGCUGAAGAAAAAGUUAUCACGAAAAGAUGGACUGGAAUGCAAGACCACUCCAGAAUGCUGAUGCAAAGAACCUGCAAAGUGAAGAAGCAUGUUACCCUCAGUUGUUUUCUAGUGCACAUGCUUUUCCUCAGACAAACACCUGUUCAUCUAAAAAUGCAUGCACUUAUGCUGGAAAUAACCAAAGGCUGUAUCUACCAAGCAGUAAUGUUGCUUUGCCUCAUGUAAAUGCUGAAGGGUACAAAACUUCAGAUCAGGCCUUAUCAGGAGCAUCUGUAGCUGGUAAUGAUUUUUUUAUCUCAAAAUAUGCAGUUGAUCGAAGACCACUGUCCUAUGUACCAAUUGCUCCAAAACCAACCAAUCAAACACAACAUUUGUGGACAGAGAUGUCUCACACUUCUUGGCCAGACUAUAAUGCCUACGUGUAUUCCCACAGAAAGUUACCUCCUCUAUCUCCUCAAAUGAACACUGGAAAUAACUCGAGGAAUGUACUUCGGGAACCUCAGUAUAUCACUGCAAACAGUAGCACGAUGCCACAGCAAAAUCCUACAAGUACAAUAUUAUGUAACAUUCAACCCCCAAAUUAUUCCAUGCCUCUUUUUACCCCCGGGCAACAUGCCCAAAGCCAAGUAUACCAUCCGAACACUCAGUUGAAAUUUUUGCCCUCAGUGAACCAAAACACUGAAGCAAAUGUACAGCUGCUACAGUAUCGACCAAGUCAGGUGACAUCAGAAGCUCCUAGUGGAUGUUCUGUACCAUCUUUCUUGCCUGCUAACUGUGAUUCAAGAGCUGCAGCUCAGACUUCAACAGGUGUACCUCAGGCAGUUCAAAAUGUCCCUAGUGGAUACACCAUUAGCAAACAGAGGCACUCAUCAGACCUAAAAAAUGCUUCUGGUUUCAACAGUGUUCAGCAAAAUUGUCAGAAACAGCCAUCUGGAGAAAUCAGUCAGUCACUUAGGUAUGUCAGCACUUCAGGUGGAAAUGUGACAGCAAAACAGCCUUUUAAUGAAACAUCUCCUAGCAUUUCCAAAGAACUGGAUGAUGCAAUUCAAGAAACUCUUUCUUCGGUGGCUGCUUCAAGAUCACUGAGUGAUCUUGCUUCAGUUCAGGAAAGCCAGACUAAUAGUUUAAUGGAUGGACCUGUUAAUUCUCAAAUUUUGCCAGGAGUAGCAGAUGGAGGACCAGUUACAAGGGACAGACUAGCUUGGGAGGCUCAAAAGCUGCUCAAUAUUAAAAAAAAAUUUGCACUGCUUCAAAAGAUGCAUAAUUAUAAAAUACAACUCCUUGUAGCUUCAGAACAAGGCAAAAAUACUCCUGCACUUCCUUCAAAUAAUGGAGAUAUUCUUGCUAAUCAUCUUCCACAGGUGUCCAACCAAAGUGUACCACCUUCCCCAUCUGAAACAGUGAGGACAGAGAGUCAUGUGAUUAACUCUUCACCUGAAGAAAGAAACCACAAAAAAGUUACCAGUGCUGAUAACACCGGGUUAGCGGUAGUUCAGAGUAACCCUCAGGUGGAUCAGAGAAGCUUUUCAUCAAGCUCUGCUCCUAAUCCCCCCCAGAGUGAAUUCCCAGCUCAAUUCAAUAAUCCUGAGAGUGCUCCCAGCGUGGCACAAAGGGAUCCAUAUGCCUUGGCCUCUUCUCAAAAACCUGUGACGUCCUUGAACAGUGCUUCACGUUGUAGUCAAGUAGAUGGCUCUGUCAAAAUUGCAUCAAACAAUGUGCCAGCUAACCCCAAGAACUCAUCAUUUCUCCAGUUUGUAUUAAGCAGCACAAAUGCAUUAAAAGAGGAGACAGCUGGUGCUACUGCUGAUAAAAUACUGACUAAUCUCUUGUGUAGUGAAAAACCAGUGGUAGAUACAUCUGUCUCAGGUGGAAGCUCUGUAAAAGCUUCCACUGGUGAGAAGAAAGCACAAAGUUUGAAAGAUGAGCAGACAAACACAGUGCACACAAACUCUCUUGUAUCAGAAAAAAAAGAAUCUGGUGAAUUCAAGAGUGCUGUAGCUCAGAAAAAUACCCCAUUUCCUGAAAAUGCAUCUUUUAAGAACAACUAUAGAUACUCUGUGGAAGAACUAACUGCAUGCCUGGGCUUAUGGAGAAAGCAUCAGUCAAAAUCCCUAAGUGUGCAAAAUAGCCAGUCAAGUCAGAAUGCCACAGCAAAUCAGAUUUCACCUUACAGCCAAAAUACAAAAACUAGAGAAGAAAAUAAUGUCCUGUCUAGUACAGCCGAAGCAACUUUACCUGUAUCAGCUGCUUCUGUAGGACAAAAUCUUGAUUCAUCAAGUUGCAAUUUGGUAAAAAGUUUUGAACUCCAAGUUGCAGUUGUCUCUCCUUUAGUGCUUUCUGAGCAGAGAACAGAGACUGAGCAGGCAGACAAAUGUCCACCAUCUACAGGGAAAACCUAUCCAGUGAUUGAUUCAGGAAGUAUAUGUAGUUUGCAAGAAAAGGGGAAAGAUGGCUUAAGUGUGGUAAAUACCAACAAGGAAACAACAGAAACUGUUCAGUCAUCACCCAGUGACUGUGUUGUGGUGCAGGAAGUGGACUCAUGUUUGCAACAGACCAAAUCAGCUGAUAGAAACAGAAUGGUAAAAACCAGUGUAAGUGUAAAUGAUUCCUAUGAUGAAAACAAAAGGAAAGUUAGUCAAUCUCCACGAGAUGCCAGAGAAAAUAUGCAUCUUGUAGUACAAAACAAGCCUUCUCUUCCUGAACUGGAGACAAAUAAUUCUAGUCAAGUCUUUCAGAAAGGUGUAAGAGACAAGGAAGCUGUGUUAGAGACAGGAGAUACAUCAGCAGCUGUGUUAGAAGACCACAUGUUGUGUAUUUCUAGUGUAUGUUCUCUUGUUGAAGGUGAUACAUUUUAUAAUCCACAAAUAGCAAGUAUGUUCAAGUCAGGCCCUGAGACACGUGGUGCCUCAUCAGAAGGAAAUGCAUCUGUCCCAACCCAAAAGCAGCAAGAGAUGGACUUGUAUAAAAAUGAUCUGACAAAUAGUACUUCCCAAAGAGGGAGCUUGCUGCAAAACAUGUUGGAAGAAUCAUCCAGCUGCAUGAGUAGUGGAGGUAGGAUUUUGGAUGGAAUACAAACUGGUCGUGUGGAAAAAGAAAGCAGUGGCAAUUCUCAUAAAACAGUUUCUACCUCAGAACAAAAACUGCCAUUCAAGGCAUCUUCCAAGUAUCCUGAAAAUGACUUAGAAAUUCUUGCUAGUAUAAACCAGGAGUUAGCUCUAAAUUCACUGGAUUUCUCAGUCAGCAUAACUGCUGAAACAAAUGCAAGAGACAACAGUAAACAAAAUUACAUGUCUAUUGAAAAUUGCACAGAAAAAGACAUGAAUCUUUUUGGAGCAGAACCUAUUAGAUAUCUGAACAGUCAGCUGUCUGAACUAGUGAAAGAAUUUCCAUUCGGCAUUGAAGGUGCUGAUAUGCUGACAAAAGAACCAGUACAAAGAGAUGCUGUGGCUGAGCAAAUGGAGAAUCCACCUCAAAAAGAGGCUCAAAUUUGUGACAAGAGUUCUCACUUGAAAGACCCAGUAGCUCAGACAAAAUCUGCAGUGUUAAGCUCUGAUAAGGUGCAGGAAUUGUUUCCUGAGCACAGCAACAGAGUAGUGAGUCAACAGUCAGAAAAAGCUUCACCUGAGGAGAACCUGGAAGGCAGUGUUCAGCCGAGUCAGAGUCUAUGUGAGAAGAAAACAACACAAGAAACCUCCAGCCCCAUAAAUACAAAAGAUUCUUCUUCAGUGGGUUUGCCGUCUGAAGCAUGUAAAACACCACAGUCCCCCAUUAAACCUGAAAUACCUGUUUCAGAGAAAAAUUCUGAUCAAGUUUCAAAAGCUGAAAGUACUAGCACUGCAGAGAGACAAGAAAACAACAGUAAAUCUGAUGCUGUAAUGAAGAACAACUGUGCAGUGGGAAACUUGCCAAUUCCUGAAAAAAUCCCAGAUGGUGGUAGUGAAAAUAAAAGAGCUAUUUGCAAGUACCCCUCAGUAACAACUAAAAACCCUAAGCUAAAGGUGACUAACAAAAAUAAGUCACCUACAAUAAAGCAGAAAAAAAACGAAUCACAUGAUUUCUCUGAAAAUCCAGAUGCUGAUAAAUCUAAAAGGAGCAGCUCGAAGGAAGAGAUGCAAAGCAACAGAGAAACUCGAUUGUUAGGCAAAGAAUUUAUUUGUGACAAAAACGAACAUCAGACAGUAUCAGAAGAGUUGUCAGAAAAGGCUGGUAAUACUGAGACAGACAACAGGACAAAGUCAUCCAAAGAGAAAAAGAGAGUUUUUAAAAUUGAGUCCCUUUCAAAAGAUAAAACCAAAACAGGUUUGGCUGUGAAAUCCAAAGUGGACAUUAACAAAUUUACCAAGUUAGAAACUGUUGAAAUGAAGCAAGUUGAACUUAAUCAAGGACAAAAAAUUAAAACCUGUGAAGAGAACUCAACUGAAGAGCAGAACUGCAGGAAACAAAAGGAGAUGCUUGGGCAAGAGAUAGGAACCAACAUCAAAGAGAAAGCCAAAGUAUCAGCAGAAAUAAAACGUGACAAACUGAAUAGUCAUCAUGCUGAUGCUAUAAAGUUCCCAAACGUUGACACUGUAGACUUAAAGACAAGAAACCACAAAUAUUCUCAGCAUAAAUCCGUGAAAGUUCAUCCUUCACAGGAGCAGUCGUGCAAGCGGAAGAGGAAGGAAAAUAUGAAAAGAGUCUCUAAGAAAACAAAGGUGGAAGAAGAAAAAUCAAAACAAUCCGAAGCACAGAAUUCCAAACAGCUUUCACAUAAUUGCUUGCUAAAUACUGAGAGAGCUAAAAAAUUUAAUGGAGAAAAUGGCUGGAAAGUGAAGAGUUCAUUAGCAGAUCGCUCCAUGCUUAAACUACAGAGAAAAAGGGCGCGAUCUUCUACCAUGUCUAAAAACUACUUUUCUAACAAAGAGAGACGUCUGGAUGGUCAAAACAAAGACAAAUGCUCUGAAAAAACAUUUCCUGAUAAAAACCUGUUGUUUUUAAAUAGAAGAAAUAACAGAUUAAAACUGCAUCUUCAAAAGGAGCCAAAAAAACAAUACCUGAACAGAGUUGCAUUUAAACGUAUGGCACAGGAACGUAUAUAUCUGACAAAAUUAGAGACAUCACCUGUCAGGGCUGUCUGGCACUUGAAGUCCAAAGUGUCACAGAACAGCCCAGGUGUGAAAAAGGAUCCUUCUGUCUCAGAAGCUGAAAAAACAUGCAGCUCAGAAGUACUGGAAUUUAAGCUGUGUCCAGAGAUACUGUUCAGAAAUGCAACCACUGAGGAAGAAAGCUUAGCUGCAAAGGAUUCCCUGGAAAGAGAUAAAGCCAUUGUGGCAGGUGUCAAGAGUAAAAAAGAAGAUUGGUUAAAAUAUGAUCCCGUGAAGCAAAAAAAGCUGGAAGGAAACUUCACAGCUGAGGACAGUAUUCCACUUGAUACAGCUAUACAGAUCCUCGAUGGAGGUGGGGAGGCUCUUCAUAUUCCAAUCAAAGACUCAAAAGAUAUGUUUCAGACCUACAGGAAGAUGUACUUGGAAAAAAAGAUGCAAAAGCCUUGAUAGCACUCCUGUAUAAUAUGUUUUAUUCAGUAUCAUUGCAGAAAAAAUGCCAACACAAAAAUGCUUUUUCCUGUUCAUUUCAUAUUUCUGAGUAGUUAUAAAAAAGAAGAAAAAAAGGUUUUUUUUUUAUAUUGGCAAUUUCUGCCUUUAUUUGUCUCAUAUUUGUGAAUGAUUCAGUCUUAUUCCCUGUUUAUUGCACAAGUAAGCUUUGGUGCUGAAAAUGCCCUUUAAAAUGUAUUGUUUCUCUGGCAUGUUUGAAUACAUUUCUUUUUUAAAGAUA
This is a messenger RNA of Calypte anna (Anna's hummingbird), 5912 nucleotides long. RefSeq names its product retroelement silencing factor 1 (gene RESF1). Gene Ontology annotation, molecular function: histone methyltransferase binding. Gene Ontology annotation, cellular component: nucleus. Lineage: Eukaryota; Metazoa; Chordata; Aves; Apodiformes; Trochilidae. The record is from RefSeq and is a predicted model, not a curated record.